Molecule: messenger RNA, 873 nt
Organism: Formica exsecta
Lineage: Eukaryota; Metazoa; Arthropoda; Insecta; Hymenoptera; Formicidae
Product: slit homolog 1 protein-like
Exons: 5
Coding region: 1-873 (290 amino acids)
Molecular function (GO): protein binding
Source: RefSeq, a predicted model, not a curated record
AUGGUAGGAGAUUUUAAUCGUAGUCGGAUAAACCAGUUGACGAAGAAAGCUUCGAGAAUCCAAUACGCGAACGAAUUAUUACUACGGCUCGGAACGGGAUUGACACAGCUGGAUCUUUCCCAAAAUUCGCUGAGUAGUGUCCCAUCCCAUGCGUUGCAUGACCUUCACCAUCUUCUGAUUUUGAAUUUGAAUCGUAAUAAAAUCGCAGCCAUUCACAACAAGGCUUUCGAAGGUCUCGAUACACUUGAAAUCCUAACGCUUUACGAAAACAAGAUAUCUAGUAUCGAGCCAGAUGCAUUCAAAGGACUCGAUAACCGGAGACUCAAGAGGCUUAAUUUAGGCGGAAACGAACUUACGAGAAUCCCAACUGAAUCUUUAAAUUCGUUAGAAUUGUUGAAGAAAUUAGAACUGCAAGAAAAUCGCAUAACAAGCAUAGAAGAAGGUGAUUUCGAAGGAUUGAAAGCACUCGAUUCAUUAGGAUUGGCGCACAAUCACCUCCGCGAAGUCCCGGGGCGUGUAUUUUCCCAUUUGACACAAUUAAACUCUUUGGAACUCGACGGAAAUCAAAUUACCCACGUGGAUCCCAAUGCAUUCAUCGGUCUAGAAGAUAAUCCUCUGACUUGCGACUGCGACCUACGAUGGUAUUCCAUAUGGCUCGCAAAUCUGCGCGACAAGGACGACGAGAUGAUGUCAAAGAAGCGAACAAUCUGCACGAUGCCCACGGAACAUAGCGAGUACUCCGUGCAGAAUAUUCCGCUCGAGAGGAUGGGUUGCGUAGGCAAGAAUGCCGGUAAAUACUCGUCGUCGGCCACCGGAUGUAAAAUCGUGGACGCGACGAUAUUGUUGUUCGUUCUCAUUGUCGUUCUGGUAUAA